AUGUUAAAGUUUGGCUCGAAACAUGACAGCAAUAUUGUUUACAAGUGUACAGUUAGGCUCCUUGAAGACACAGAAAUACUGGAGUGCGAGUACAAGCCGCAGCAUAAAGGAAAAUAUUUAUUAGAAUACGUAUGCCAGCAGCUGAAUCUCGUUGAGCAGGAUUAUCUAGGACUUCGCUAUGUUGACAACCAAGAUCAAAGACACUGGCUGGAUUUGGGAAAGUCCAUUUGCAAACAAGUGAAAGAUCUUGACCCAGUUUUGUUUAGCUUCAGGGUGAAGUUUUACCCUCCUGACCCCUUUAGACUUAAAGAAGAAAUAACGCGAUACCAGGUAUUUUUGCAACUGAAAAGAGAUUUGUUGCAUGGCAGACUGUAUUGUGGUACUAAUGAAGCUGCAAUGUUGGCUGCUUUAAUAGUACAAGGAGAACUUGGUGACUAUGAUCCUGAGAUACAUUUAGGGAAUUAUGUAUCUGAUAUGAAAAUGUUAUUAAAGCAGACAGAAGCGCUUGAAGAAAAAAUUGCAGAUAUACAUCAGAGACAGUUAAAAGGCCAGGAUCAAAGUCAAGUAGAAACUUCUUUUUUAAAACUUGCUUGUCAACUUGAUACAUAUGGAGUUGACCCUCAUCCUGUAAAAGGUUUGUUACAGGAUCAGAAAGGAACUCAGCUUUAUUUGGGUAUAAACUACAGUGGAAUUUUGACUUUUCAAGGUAGUAGGAAAACCCAUCAUUUUAGGUGGCCAGAUAUACAAAAGAUAAACUAUGAAGGAAAAAUGUUUAUAAUACACCUGAACUACAAUGAUAAGAAACAUACUGUAGGAUUUAAGUGCCUCUCAGGGCAAGCUUGCAGACAUGUUUGGCGGUGUGCUGUUGAACAAAUGCUGUUUUUUACUUUGCCAACUAGCUCUGAUGCUCCAUCCGUGGUAACCGGAGGUGGUUUCUUUUCGUGGGGUACGAAAUUCAAAUACACUGGUAGAACAGAAAAAGAAAUAUUAGAAGAUAGUGGUUCCCCAUCUAGGGAGGAACCUAGCAUCCAACGUUCAUCUAGUGUUAGGAGAAAAGCGUCUAGUGUACCUGCUACUCCAUCUACUCCUUUACAGCCUCAUUUAGGGUAUUGUAGCUUACCCCGUUCAAGUCACUCCGACGUAGGUGGUUCAAGAAUGGAAUCCAGUAAUAGCAUUGGUUUACUCUCAGGAUUAGACAAUAAUCCUACUCAAAUAUACAGCGACGUGGCUGCCUUGGAAACUGUUACUGAAGAUCAAGAAGCUUUAGGUGUUACAAAAUUACGCACUACAGUGUUAAAAGAUGAUUCUGUGGACAGAUUUAGUGAUUAUUACUUUCGUGAUUCUUUUGAACAUUCCUCAUCGGAAUCUCAGUUAGUAGACAACUAUCGCGGAUACGAAACUACCAAUCCAUCACACCGUUCCAGCAGGAGUCAAACGCCAUUAUCCCAUUCUCAGGUUGACGGCAGGAUAUACCUGCCAAAUUCGGCUCAACCUCUGCCACCACCGCCCACGAAAAAAACCAAAAAGUUCAACCUCCUAAGCGCGUUCAUUCCAUCUCUGGUCAUCGUGGUGGUGUUGGCUAUUGUUUCUACCAUAGUUGUUUUAGAAAGCAACUGGGAGUUAUUGAGUAGUUUUAAAAAUAUUCCAGAAAUGGUGUCUUUGAAGUACCAAGUGUAUGAGCCAAUUAAGCAGUACUGGAAGAACAAAAUGGGCGUUCUGUUUUGA
Psylliodes chrysocephalus is the source of this 1725-nucleotide messenger RNA. The record is from the annotation of a GenBank genome assembly. Lineage: Eukaryota; Metazoa; Arthropoda; Insecta; Coleoptera; Chrysomelidae.